This is a messenger RNA of Chaetomium fimeti, 2471 nucleotides long. RefSeq lists its product as uncharacterized. Gene Ontology annotation, biological process: osmosensory signaling pathway via Sho1 osmosensor; signal transduction involved in filamentous growth; fungal-type cell wall organization. Gene Ontology annotation, cellular component: cell surface; extracellular region; site of polarized growth. The transcript has 3 exons. NCBI's taxonomy places the organism in Eukaryota, Fungi, Ascomycota, Sordariomycetes, Sordariales, Chaetomiaceae. Bases 150 to 2456 code for a protein of 768 amino acids. The record is from RefSeq and is a predicted model, not a curated record. Gene Ontology annotation, molecular function: osmosensor activity.
AAUUAACCACACUCGUUCAAUAUCUUUGUCAAGUACACUCAUUACGACUUCCCUGACAAAACCCUCCACUCCUUUCGCGAGGUACCCUCGCUUCUUAACUCACUCACCAAACUUCGGAGCGCAUGACCGAGACGCCAUAGCGAGGUAGAAUGAGAACAUCUUCAGUGUUGGCCGCCGCCUUGGUGGCGGUCUCGUCGGUGGUGGCUAGUCAGGAGGCAGGGAAGUCAAAGUUCUAUUUCCCCCGCCAUGUCAAGCGGCAGGUCACCAACGCGACAACAACGUCGCAUGAAAGUGUGCCGCCAUCCACCUCGUUAGACACGACCAAGAGGCAGUCCAACUCGGAAUCGGACUCGUCGAGCGACUCGGGGGUUACAACCGUUGUGGUUCCCGUCACGGUCAUUGUCUCGCCGCCUUUCCCAAGUCCCACUUCGGAGUCGUCCUCCACCACGGGAAGCGCAUCCAGCAGCAUAUCCUCGAGCGAAAGCACAUCCGAUCGCAGUACUAGCGAGCCAUCGGACAGCAGCUCCGCCAGCGACAGCUCGUCUAGUAGUUUCUCAUCGUCCAGGGGCCCCGCUCGCACCACCUCGACAAGCGACAGCUCGUCUGAGGAGACCUCUACGGAGAGCUCAUCGGAGGAGGCUUCCUCUACGGAGAGCUCAUCUGAGGAGACUUCCUCUACGGAGACAGCGUCCGGCAGCACCAGCUCACCCGCCGACGACUCAUCGAGCGAAACUUCGACCACCGAGCCCGAGCGGCCUUCCUCGACCGUGCUGCUGCCGGUUCCCGGCAAUAGUACGAGCAGCACUCUGGACGACGAGCCCACAUCCUCCAGCAGCACAACGGACGCCGAGGAAACAACGGCAUCCGAGGAGCCCCCGGUCCCAACGACAAGCACAUCCGGAAUUCUGAUAGCUCCAACUGGAAUCGUGACCAACUCCAGCAGUUCUGAGCCUGGCAACCCGCUCAGCUCUAUCAUUGGCGGUAUCGGCUCGGCCAUUUCUAGCGUUUUUGACCCGUCGCCAAAUGCCACCACCACCACCUCUGUCCUUGGUCCCACUGACGGUAUCACUGGUCCCGGCACAGGUGUUUCAACAACUGGGCCAGCGACUGUGACCGAGCCACCCGUGUCAGAGACCGAGCCGCCUGUGUCGGACACCACGACCAUCAGCGAACCGGUAUUGCCUCCAGUUACAAACGCGACCGUCUCGUCGACUGAAAGCACGACCACACCAGGCCUGCCCAACUCGUCGACUGACAUCCCAGGUACCGGCACCAACACAACGUCGGCUUUCACGCCGCCGCCAGCGCCUACCACAUCGGGCGGCUUUUCUGGCAACGGUACCAUUCCGACCGGCAACAGCACGACGCCGCCGGAGACGUCGCUCCCGCCGACUACGAUUACCAGUGAAUCAAGCACACCCAUCACCACCACCACCACCACCAAGGAAUCUGGCGUUACGAGCAUUCCGGGGAUCACCACAGCCGAACCCACGGAACCGUAUAUCCCGUCGACGAUUAUUGUGGACCCCAGUUCGACCACGGCCUCAGGAUUAGUACCGACCGCGUCGGCGAGCGGUAUUCCGACCCAAUACCCCUCGGCAAUCGCACCUAACAGGCCUCCGAUUGAGCAGCCUGAUGAUACGAGAGACAUCCAAAUUGGAUUCCACGAGGGAUAUAAUUAUCCGUUUGUCGUUCAGGAAAACAAGGCUGCGGCCCAAAUUUUCAAGUUCCUUCCUCAGGCUCUGAGCGAAGCGGGCGAGUUCGACCUCAGCAAGGCCCAAGUUAAGCGCCUGGUCCCGAUGGAUACGGGGAAUUCGCUAGGCUACAUCACAACGUGCGCGAUCGUGUCGUAUCCAAAGAGACUGGUGGACAAACUGGCUAUCGACAUCAAGCACCCGAACUCGCUUCUGUACAACAAUGACAACCAGCUCAUCUACAACCUCACGCAGCAGAUCAACCCGGCGAUCCCCAUCGAAAUAGGCCAGUUCCCCGACGGCGUGACGGGCCCCACGGGUGACUCUGCGGGCGGCAACCCCGACGGCGACAGCGGCGGCUCCAACAAUGACCCCUUUGGCGGUAGCGGCAACUCUGAAGGCCAGAGCAGUGCGCAGCGGGGCACGACGGCAGGCAUUGUCAGCGGUGCGGUUGCCGUGGCUGCCGCAUACGGCGUGGUCAUGUUUGUUGUGGCGCGGCGGUACAAGCGUAAGAAGCAGUCGCACCGGCGCGCGAGCUCUAUCAGCAACCCGUCCGAGAUGAGCGAGGCCGGCCGCGGCGGCGGCAGCCCCCCGCUCAUGGGCGGUGCCCUGCUGAGCCGUGACUUCACGAGCAGCUACGGCGCCAUGCCGGCGGGCGGGCGAGACAGCCACGGCAGCGGCGGGAGCGGUGCGGGCAACUCGGGGCGGACACAGUUCAUCUCGGCGCCCGUCGCGGCCGGAAACUCGCUCGGCUGGAACUGAUGUGUCCUCCCCACA